AUGCAUCACUCGGGCAACACGGGGAGAGCCAAGACCCUCUCUCACGAGACAGGCAUCGCGGUGGAUAAGAACGGCCUGAUGUACUUUGUGGACGCCACCAUGAUCCGCAAGGUGGACCAGAAUGGCAUCAUCUCCACCCUGCUGGGGGCCAACGACCUCACCUCCGUCAGACCGCUCAGCUGUGACUCCAGCAUGGACGUCAGCCAGGUGCGUCUAGAGUGGCCCACGGACCUCGCGGUGAAUCCGAUGGACAACUCGUUGUACGUGCUGGAGAACAACGUCAUCCUGCGCAUAACGGAGAACCACCAGGUCAGCAUCAUCGCGGGACGUCCCAUGCACUGCCAGGUCCCGGGCAUCGACUACAGCCUCAGCAAGCUGGCCAUCCACACGGCGCUGGAGAGUGCCACGGCCAUUGCCCUGUCCCACACGGGCAUCCUCUACAUCGCCGAGACGGACGAGAAGAAGAUCAACCGCGUCCGACAGGUGAGCACCAGCGGGGAGAUCUCCCUGUUGGCCGGCGCCACGUCCGACUGCGACUGCAAGAACGACGUCAACUGCAACUGUUUCUACGGCGACGAGGGCUACGCCCCCGACGCGGGCCUCAACUCGCCGGCCUCGCUGGCCGUGUCGCCGGACGGCACGCUGUUCAUCGCCGACCUCAACAACAUCCGCAUCCGGGCGGUGCGCGCCAACCGGCCCGGCCCGGCCCUGUCCGGCACGGGGCUGGGCGGCCUGUCGGGCGGCGGCAUGCAGUACGAGGUGGCGUCGCCGCGGGAACAGGAGCUGUACAUCUUCAACCAGGAGGGGCUGCACGUGCAGACGGUGAGCCUGGUGACCGGGGAGCCCCUCUACAACUUCACGUACGGCGCCGACGGCGAGCUGGCCACGCUGACCGACAACUGCAACAACACGCUGAGGGUGCGGCGCGACGGCCUGGGCCAGGGCGGAGGGGCGGGCCUGCUGAGGCUGGUGCUGCUGCCCGAGAACCAGGUGGUGACGCUGGGCCUGGACCCCACGGGGGGCCUGAGGAGCGUCUCGGCCCUGGGGCAGGAGGUGGCGCUGCUGGGGUACAGCGGCAGCACGGGCCUGCUGGCCACCAAGGCGGACGAGACCGGCUGGACCACCUUCUACCAGUACGAUAGCGAGGGUCGCCUCACCAACGUGACGUACCCCACGGGCAUGGUCACCAGCCUCCACCGCGAGAUCGAGCGCUCCAUCAACAUCGACGUGGAGAGCUCCAGCCGGGACGACGACGUCACCAUCGUCACCAACCUGUCCUCGGUGGAGGCGUCCUACACCGUAGUACAAGACCAGGUGAGGAACAGCUACCAGCUCUGUAACAACGGCACCCUGAGGGUCAUGUACGCCAACGGGAUGGGCAUCAGCUUCCACACAGAGCCCCACAUCCUGGCCGGCUCCGUCAGCCCCACCAUCGGUCGGAGGAACAUCACCCUGCCCACCGACAACGGCCUCAACUCCAUCGAAUGGCGGCUACGCAAGGAACAGACCAAGGGCCGGAUCACCGUGUUCGGCAGGAAGCUGCGGGCACACGGGCGCAACCUGCUCUCCAUCGACUACGACCGCAACACGCGCACGGAGAAGAUCUACGACGACCACCGCAAGUUCACCCUGCGCAUCAUGUACGACGCCCAGGGCCGGCCGGCCAUGUGGCUGCCCAGCAGCAGCCUGGCGGUGGUCAACGUGUCCUACUCCAGCACGGGCCAGCUGGUGGGCCUGCAGAGGGGCAGCAUGAGCGAGCGCACCGAGUUCGACCCGCAGGGACGCGUCGUGUCCCGCGCCUUCGUGGACGGCAAGGUGUGGAGCUACAGCUACCUGGACAAAUCCAUGGUGCUGCUCCUGCAGAGCCAGCGGCAGUACGUCUUCGAGUUCGACAAGUCGGGCCGCGUGACGGCCGUGACCAUGCCCAGCGUGGCGCGCCACACCAUGUUCACGCACGUGUCGGUGGGCUACAUCCGCAACACCUACACGCCGCCGGAGAGCAACGCCUCCAUCAUCCACGACUUCAGCGAGGACGGACGCCCGCAGGCCACCCACUUCCUGGGCACGGGCCGCCGCGUCCUCUACAAGUACGGCAAGCUGGCCAAGCUGUCGGAGAUCGUGUACGACAGCACGGCGGUCACCUUCGGCUACGACGAGACGGCCGGCGUGCUGAAGAUGGUCAACCUGCAGAGCGGCGGCUUCUCGUGCACCAUCCGCUACCGCAAGAUGGGCCCGCUCAUCGACAAGCAGAUCUACCGCUUCAGCGAGGAGGGCAUGGUGAACGCCCGCUUCGACUACACCUACCACGACAACAGCUUCCGCAUCGCCAGCAUGAAGCCCGUCAUCAGCGAGACGCCGCUGCCCGUCGACCUCUACCGCUACGACGAGAUCUCCGGCAAGGUGGAGCACUUUGGGAAGUUCGGGGUGAUUUACUACGACAUUAACCAGAUCAUCACCACGGCCGUCAUGACGCUCAGCAAGCACUUCGACACGCACGGGCGCAUCAAGGAGGUGCAGUACGAGAUCUUCCGCUCGCUCAUGUACUGGAUGACGGUGCAGUACGACAGCAUGGGCCGCGUGGUGAAGCGGGAGCUGAAGAUCGGACCCUACGCCAACACCACCCAGUACCGCUACGAGUACGACGGGGACGGCCAGCUCAGCGGCGUCAAGGUGAACGACUGGUCCACCUGGCGCUACAGCUACGACCUCAACGGCAACCUCCAUCUGCUCAACCCGGGCAACAGCGCCCGCAUCAUGCCGCUGCGCUACGACCUGCGCGACCGCAUCACGCGGCUGGGCGACGUCCAGUACCGCCUGGACGAGGACGGCUUCCUGAGCCAGCGCGGCUCCGACGUCUUCGACUACAACUCCAAGGGCCAGCUGCUCCGGGCCUACAACCGCGGGCCGGGCGGCUGGAGCGUGCAGUACCACUACGACGGGCUGGGGCGCCGCGUCUCCACCCGCAACAGCCUGGGCCAGCACCUGCAGUUCUUCUACGCCGACCUCAACCACCCGGCCAGGGUCACGCACAUCUUCAACCACUCCAGCUCCGAGAUCUCCUGCCUCUACUACGACCUGCAGGGUCACCUGUUUGCCAUGGAGGUGAGCAGUGGGGAGGAGUACUACAUCGCCUCAGACAACACCGGGACGCCCCUGGCAGUCUUCAGCAGCAACGGCCAGAUGAUCAAACAGGUGCAGUACACGGCCUACGGCGAGGUCUACCUGGACUCCAACCCAGAGUUCCAGCUGGUGGUGGGCUUCCACGGGGGCCUCUACGACUCGCUCACCAAGCUGGUCCACUUCACCCAGCGGGACUACGACGUCCUGGCGGGCCGCUGGACCUCCCCGGACUACGCCACCUGGCCCAAGAUCGGCAAAGACCCCGCCCCGUUCAACCUGUACAUGUUCAAGAACAACAACCCCCUCAGCGACAUGCUGGACAUCAAGAACUACGUCACAGAUGUGAAGAGCUGGCUGGUGAUGUUUGGCUUCCAGCUCAGUAACAUAAUCCCCGGCUUCCCUCGACACUCCUUCUACUUUGUGGAGCCACCCUACGAACUGCAGGCCACGCAGCACUGUGAGAAUGGACAGCUCAUCACCGGCGUGCAGCAGGCGGCCGAACGCCACAACCAGGCCUUCAUGGCGCUGGAGGGCCGGCUGCUCAACAAGGAUCGGCGGGGCCGCCGGGACAAGCCGGGCCACUGGUUCGGCACCAGCACGCCCAUCAUCGGCCGCGGCGUGAUGCUGGCGCUGAAGGAGGGCCGCGUGGUGGCGGGCGUGUCGUCGGUCGCCAGCGACGACAGCCGCAAGGUCGCCCUGGUGCUCAACGGCGCCCUCUACCUGGAGGGCACGCACUACACGCAGGACGGCCGCGACUGCCACUUCUUCGUCAAGGUGGGCGCGGCCGACGGCGACCUGCUGGCGCUGGGGCUCACCAACGGACGCAAGUCGCUGGAGAGCGGCGUCAACGUGACGGUGAGCAGCCGCUCGAGGCGAGGCGCCACCGUGGAGUUCGCCGCGCCGUCGCUGGCGCUGAGCGUGCGCUACGGGCUGGCGCUGGACGUCGUGGACGAGGAGAAGGUAAGACUGUUGGAGCAGGCCCGGCAGAGGGCCCUGUCGGGGGCCUGGAGCCGGGAGCAGCAGAGGGUGCGGGACGGGAAGGAGGGCAGCCGUCUGUGGACGGAGGGGGAGAGACAGCAGCUGCUGACAUCGGGCAGGGUGCAGGGCUACGACGGGUACUACAUACUGCCCGUGGAGCAGUACCCGGAGCUGGCCGACAGCAGCAACAACAUCCAGUUCCUCAGACAGAACGAGAUGGGGAGGAGGUAACAGCCUCCCGGGGACUUGUCCGAUUGGACGGGAGCCACGCCUCCCGUCUUGUCUCGCCGACAUUCACGUUCUUUUCGGUUCUUUCCACCCAGCCUUCUCAUUCUUGCGCCACUCGAAAUCCCGCGGAGAAUAAAAAACCAACUCACGGAACGCUGCAGGGACUUUUGAAAAGAAGAACUUAUCAGAGAAAAUAAAAAGUUAUUGUUGAUUUUACUGCCACGGGCAAAAAACAUGUAAUGUUUAUUCCAGCGUUUCUUUUCCUUUUUGUUUUGAGAAACUUUGAGCAACUCAAAAAGCACUGAUGAACUUGGAAAGGAAAGAACAAACCUGUUGCUUAACGAAUAAGGAAAAAUUCCCCUUUUUAAAAAAGAUAUCGAUAUUUUUACCCAUAUUUUUUGGAUCGACACUGAGAGUGGCCAUGACAGCUGCUGGUGGGUUAGCGUUGCACUGGGUUCUGCGGUGAGAGCUUGUCUCUAUUCAAAAAAAUACAAAAACCUCUCUAGGCAAAGGGACCAAAUAAGGGAGGCCAAGCCAUUCCCCAGAGUACGACCAAUCAAAGUAAUGGAUCCGAGGACGACGUCACACAAGUUGCGCCGAAACCAACAGCAAAAACACCAUGUGAAACGGCUGUUCGACCACAACGACAACGACAACGACAACAACAACACCACCACAACAAGUCAUCUCCCCGACUCAGGCCCCACGAUGUCCACGGACCUAUGCUCCCGCUGAGGUGGAGUGUAUAUCUCUGAGCAAAACACCAACUACUGGCUUGAACAAACAGGAAAACUAGUUACUGAGAAAUAAAUAAUAAAAUACCCUUCAAAAAAAAUUAAAUAAUAAUAAUAAUAAUAACAAAAAGGUUAUAUUUGUGGACAGUGGUAAUCACAUUAGCAUUGUUUUUGUUUCAGAAUGGUGCGAGGAGGAGAGGUAUACUACUACUACAUGUGUUUUCAGACUACACUAAAGUUCAGGAUGUUGCGUAUACUGUAGCUGCCGUAGUUUUGUACGUUUCAGUCGCGAUAGAAUUGUGAGACUUUCACCGAGGCACUUCUGUACAGAGCGUUCAAAAAACACCCUUCACAGAGUCCAGAGAACAUACAAGCUAGUGUCGAUAUCUUCUUACUUUGUUCAUUUUUAUUUUAUUAUUAUUUAAUAUUCUUAGUACUAUAUGACAAUCAUAAGGGAGUCACCAGUUGAACAUUAGCGAAUUUGUUUAUUUUAUUUUGUAUAAUACGUAACAAAUGUUAAUUUUGCUUUUUGUAUUAUUUCAGAUUCAAUAAUAGUCUCGCUAAAAAAAGAAUAAUUUAUGUAAUAAAGUGUUUUAAAACGGUUUAUACUUUAAAUAAAGUCUUUAAAACUGUGAAAUCUGUUUUUUUUUUAAAUAUAUUUCAAUGUACAGUGUAUAGAUCUACCUUUAUGCAGCACAGUAGAAUAUUGUUCAGAAUAUCAAGUUUUAUAUUUCUAAGAGGAAGUGGCUUGUAAUGUGCGGAUCUUUAGCUGGUCUUACUACUCUAGAGUUUUGUGACACUCAAAUAUUCCAUAUCUACAUUAUCAGUCCCCCAUUGGUUUUUGAAUGUUUUUGGUUUAGUUUGGAAGCAGAAAUAUUACUGUCCUAGACCCCAACAGCAGUAGCAGUAAUGGAUCCCUCUCACUGUGAAGAGACUCGUGCUGGAUGUCAUAAUGUACCAAAUCAGUAUUAUUAUCUAAGGAUGAUUCUUAUACACUCACUGAAACGAGACUCUUCUGAGAACCUUAUCAAUAAAAAGUACUUGUUUCCUCAACCAUGUCAAGUUUUGGUUUUCCUCACAUCUCCUGUGUCUUUAACAGACUCUUGACCCGUAGAGUCACACUGUUAUGCCCUUGUUUUGUAUUAAAAUACAGGCCAACUGUCACCUGCAAACGUAAUCUGAUUGGGACCUUCUCCAAAAGCUUAGAUGUAAUGGAAAUACUGGAGAAAUGUCCUCCUGCUUUAAAGGGCUUUAUUGUGUACUAAUACAGUAAGUUACUCUUAUAAAUGUAUACAUGCAUCAGACAUUACAAUGUGGAAGUUGUGAUGCUUUUAAUUACAUAACCAGGAACAAUGACACAAACAAUAGGCUACAUAUGUUAAUAUGAAUAAAAUCCUCUACCAACUAACUGCUGUUAAAGAUCCUCUGAUGGCAAACAGGUUUGUAUUUUCUUUCCGGUUAUUUUGACUUCA
Molecule: messenger RNA, 6532 nt
Organism: Gadus chalcogrammus (walleye pollock)
Lineage: Eukaryota; Metazoa; Chordata; Actinopteri; Gadiformes; Gadidae
Product: teneurin-2-like
Exons: 15
Coding region: 1-4329 (1442 amino acids)
Biological process (GO): heterophilic cell-cell adhesion; neuron development
Cellular component (GO): neuron projection
Molecular function (GO): protein heterodimerization activity; protein homodimerization activity; cell adhesion molecule binding
Source: RefSeq, a predicted model, not a curated record